GCGGCGGAGCACACCAUGGUGAAUAGAGAAUCUCCGAAAGGAAAGAGCUAAAGCCCUUAGCUUUGCGAUUUGGGGUCGCAUUGGAGUCAGAGUACGUUAACAGCUCGAGCUUCGCGUUCGUGGAAAGCGGUACCCGUAGGUGACCUAUCAUACUCGCAAACUAGUUGUGUCUCGGCACUUCAGAAAGAUGGUGUCCGCAACCGAGGCAGAACGCCAAAUUGAAGACUGCAUAAGAAGCGAGGCUGAAAACGCCAGAACAGCUGGAAGUCGUCUUCCGCCAGAGAUCCUUUUUCUCAUUUUUGAGAAAGUCCGUCAGAGGGCCGCGGCGCCUGUCAUCCACCAAACCACAUUUGCGGCAUGCACGCUGGUUUGUCGACAUUGGUAUGAGCCAGCACGACAAUCGCUCUGGAUGGCGCCCUUGAUGUCUUCGAAAGAGAGAACGAUGCGUUUUCUCAAACGGCAUUUGAUCGAGAUGGAGCACGGACCUGGCGCCCCAGAGCCGGACGACACGGAUUUCCUGCACCGCCUGGUGGUUGGCUGUCGAAAUCUUCAGUCUCUGAAGAUGUUUUGCGAUCCUUUAGACCCGCGCACACUGGCGCUGCUCAUGGAAGCGUGCCCCAACAUCAGGUCAUUGACCCUCACAGGUUCUUGCGGUACCGGUGGCCACCAUCGAUUCUACUAUCAACUCCCCUCCGUGCUGGACAUGGACGAAAGGAGUAUCAAGAAGCUUCAGACAAGGAUUGCCACACUGCAUACCCUUGAUUUAGCGAAUAUGGAUUUCACGCGCGGAGACGGCGUCUACCUUGCUGCCAUUCUAGUUAGCGGGCUCGGCGAUCGUCUCGAAGCGUUUGCACCUCCAAUGGUCACAGGACCUGCUACUUCACCAUUUCAAUCUUUACGCGAUGACACAAUCGUUGCGCAGAUAGCGAGACAAUGCCCUAGGCUGACGCAUCUCUGCUUGCGGGGCAAAUACGUGACGGACCGCGCAUUGCAUGCGCUUGCGACAUGGUGCCCCAGGUUGCGCGCACUCGACCUGCGGUACUGUCCGGCGGUGACGAGCGCUGGAGUGUUACUCUUGCUGACUGCCUGCCAGUGUCUCACGGACGUGCGAGUCGGAGGCUCACGAGCAAAUGACUAUGUAGUGAAGACGGUGCUGAAUCGGGCGGAUUUGUUGAGGAUGUUGACAAGAGGAAGACGCAGAGGAAGUGUCUUUUCGCCGUGACGCGGACGUUGGAUAUGGGAAGAAGCGUUCUAUCAUUUUCAUUAGCGCCACAGUAUGGCCAAGCAGCAUAGCCAUGUUAACGACACCGCUGUCCA
Messenger RNA from Fimicolochytrium jonesii, 1317 nucleotides. RefSeq lists its product as uncharacterized. Gene Ontology annotation, molecular function: protein binding. Gene Ontology annotation, biological process: SCF-dependent proteasomal ubiquitin-dependent protein catabolic process. Bases 188 to 1222 code for a protein of 344 amino acids. The transcript is spliced from 3 exons. Gene Ontology annotation, cellular component: SCF ubiquitin ligase complex. The record is from RefSeq and is a predicted model, not a curated record. NCBI's taxonomy places the organism in Eukaryota, Fungi, Chytridiomycota, Chytridiomycetes, Spizellomycetales, Powellomycetaceae.